AUGUCAGAGAAGCCACAACCAAAGAUCAAAAAUGAACCAAAUGAUAUAGAUCAUAAUACACAAAUCUCAAGAGUAAAUACAAGCACAAAUAGAAGAGAUUCAAAUCUAUCUACUACUCCAACUAAUUCUCAUGAAAAUACUAAAGAAGAUCAACUACAAACAUUAUUAGAUGAUCCAUCUCGAUUCCCACUGGGAUGGAACACAAAGGGAAUAUUAACUGUGUUAGGAUCAUUUAUUGGACUUAUAGGCUCGUUAGGAUUUGUUAAUUCAGGUGGUGUUAUAGCGACUUAUUUAUCUCAAAAUAUUUUACUUCAUGAAAGUCAAAGUAAUAUAAAUUGGAUUUUUUCAAUAUAUAAUUUUUUUGCAUUUGGAGGAUCUAUUUUAUCCGGACCUAUAUUUGAUUCAAUUGGAUGUAAAAUUCCUAUAUUUGUAGGUUCAAUAAUUAUGUUUUUAGGAUUAAUAGCUACUAGUUUUUGUCAUCUGUUAUAUCAAUUUAUUUUAGCUUAUGGAAUAUUGACUGGAAUUGGUGCAUCAUUAAGUUUUGCACCAUUUGUUGCUGCUACAGGACAUCAUUAUUUGAUCAAAAGGUCAAUUGCGAUUGGAUUAGGUUAUACUGGUGGUGGAUUAGGUGGUGUCAUUUUUCCAUUAAUAUUUAGAAAAUUAUUUCCUGCCAUAGGAUUUGGAUGGACGAUUAGAAUUGGUGCAUUUAUAUGUUUGUUUUUAUUGAUUGUUGGAUGGUUAUUAGUAAGUGAUAGACAUGAAGAGUUUCAUCAACCUCAAGAUGAAAAUAUUUUUAAACAAAUUAUACAUUCAAUUGAUUUUAAAAUUUUAUUAAAAAAUAUAAUUUUUUUGGUUGUUGUUUCUGGGUUAUUGUUUAACGGGCUAGCAUUUUUGAUCACAAUUGUUGAAUUACCUACUUAUGCAACUAUUAGAGGUUUUGGUGAAAGUAAAUCAUCAUUGCUAAUUGUUGUAUUUAACGCUUUUAGUAUACCAGGUAGAGUGAUUCCGAGUUAUUUUGCAGAUCAUGGAUUAGGUAGGUUUAAUACAUUUUGUCUCAUUAAUGUAUUCUCGUUGGUUGUAUUUUGUAUUAUUUGGGUUCCAUUCGGACAUCAUUUAGAAGCUUUAUUUGUAUUUGCUGGUUGUUUUGGGUUUUCAAGUGGGUCGGUACUAAGUUUAUCAGCUAGUUUAGUCACUUCAAUUGUUCAAACAAAGGAUGCAGGUAAAAGUUUAGGAACAGCUUUUUUCAUCUUAUCAAUUGCUGAUUUAUUCGGAUUACCUAUUGCUGGAGCUAUUACAAAUAAAACCCCUAAAAGUUUUGACCAUUUAGUUUAUUUCUUAACUGCUUGUGCAUUUGUUGGAGCUUGUGUUAGUUUCAUACUGAGGUAUCUUUACGCAGGAUUUAAUUUAAAGAGAGUUUAA
Messenger RNA from Lodderomyces pseudojiufengensis, 1419 nucleotides. RefSeq lists its product as uncharacterized. Gene Ontology annotation, biological process: transmembrane transport. Gene Ontology annotation, molecular function: transmembrane transporter activity. Lineage: Eukaryota; Fungi; Ascomycota; Pichiomycetes; Serinales; Debaryomycetaceae. The record is from RefSeq and is a predicted model, not a curated record. The transcript has a single exon. The coding region runs from base 1 to 1419 and encodes 472 amino acids. Gene Ontology annotation, cellular component: fungal-type vacuole membrane.